Molecule: messenger RNA, 3392 nt
Organism: Labrus mixtus (cuckoo wrasse)
Lineage: Eukaryota; Metazoa; Chordata; Actinopteri; Labriformes; Labridae
Gene: pi4kb
Product: phosphatidylinositol 4-kinase, catalytic, beta
Exons: 13
Coding region: 172-2748 (858 amino acids)
Biological process (GO): phosphatidylinositol phosphate biosynthetic process; phosphatidylinositol-mediated signaling
Cellular component (GO): cytoplasm; membrane
Molecular function (GO): 1-phosphatidylinositol 4-kinase activity
Source: RefSeq, a predicted model, not a curated record
CAGAAGAAGAAGAAGAAGAAGAAGAAGGAGCAGCACCCCCUUGAGGCCGUUAGCUAUUGUUGACAUGAUCAGAUCAGAGAGAAUCAAUGGAGGAGACACACUGGAAAUAAAAGAUCAUUUCAAUCUUACUAAAGCGUCACCAGUGGAGGAGGGCGGAGCUUCACACUGGCCAUGAUGGAUGACACAGAGCCGGAGCUUUCCCCCGCCCCCUCUAACCAGAACAGCCCCUGCCCCUCCCCCUCCCCCUCCCUCUCAGUCUCCUCCUCUCUCUCACUGUCGCUUCCCUCCACCCCCUCCUCGUCCUGCGGACCCCCCCAGGCGGUGACCCCCCCUCUCGGAGUGAUCAGCGAGGGAGUGGGCGAGAUCAGCCUGGUGAUCGAUGCGGAUGUGGCCCAGCGGGCGUGUCAGGAGGUGCUGCAGCAGGUGAAGCAGCUCCAGCAGGUGGAUGAUGAUGUCAUCGACCUGCAGAAUGGGGGCGCGCCCACCCCUGAGCCCGCCCCCCUCCCUGCUGUGGCCCCUCCCGUCGUCAUAAAGCCGUUAAAAAUGAGAGAGGUGGAGGACGACCCUGAUGGCCCCGCCCCCGGCACGGUUAAGAGCGCCCGGCGGCGACAGAGACACAAUCCCUCCAAACAGUCGUGGCUGCUCCGCCUGUUCGAGUCCAAGCUGUUUGACGUUUCCAUGGCGAUCUCCUACCUGCACAACUCGAAGGAGCCGGGCGUUCAGGCUUACAUCGGGAACCGACUCUUCAGCUUCCCGCACGAGGAUGUGGACUUCUUCCUGCCACAGCUGCUCAACAUGUACAUCCACAUGGACGAGGACGUGGGCGACGCCAUCAAGCCAUACGUGGUUCACCGCUGCAGGCAGAGCAUCUCGUUCAGCCUGACGUGUGCGUGGUUGUUGGGAGCGUACUCGUCCGACAUGCACAUCUCCACUCAGCGUCACUCCAGAGGAACCAAACUCAGGAAGCUCAUCCUGUCUGAUGAACUCAAACCUGCAGGGCCCAGAGCUCGCAGAGACCCCCUGACCCUGACCCCCUUCUGUCCCCUGGCCUCCCCUUCCACCGGGCCCCUGGGAGGAGAGCACAGCCUGUCGCCCUCCAAACGCACACACCAACGCUCCAAGUCCGACGCCACGGUCAGCAUCAGUCUGAGCAGCAACCUGAAGAGAACGGCCAGCAACCCCAAAGUGGAGAGCAGCCAGGACGAGGACAGCAGCUCCAGCUCAGACAGUCUGCCCUGUGAGACUCGUCCCCCAGUGCGUCUGGCCCCUCAGAGGGAGUUCAUAAAGUCUCUGAUGGGUAUCGGGAAGCGUUUGGCGACUCUUCCCACCAAAGAGCAGAAAACUCAGCGUCUGAUCUCCGAGCUGUCGCUGCUCAACCACAAACUGCCCGCUCGAGUGUGGCUGCCCACCGCCGCCUUCGACCACCACGUGGUCAGAGUGCCUCACACGCAGGCCGUGGUGUUAAACUCCAAAGACAAGGCUCCGUACCUGAUUUAUGUGGAGGUUCUGGAAUGUGAGAACUUCGAGACGUCCAACGUUCCCAUCCGGAUCCCGGAGAACCGGAUCAGGAGCACGCGCUCGGUGGAGAACCUUCCGGACUGCGGCAUGACGGCCGAGCAGCGAGCGGGGAGCUUCUCCACCGUCCCCAACUACGACAACGACGACGAGGCGUGGUCUGUGGACGACAUCGGAGAGCUGCAGGUGGAGCUUCCAGAGCUGCACACUAACAGCUGUGAUAACAUCAGUCAGUUCUCAGUGGACAGCAUCACCAGCCUGGAGAGCAAAGAGCCCGUGUUCAUCGCUGCUGGAGACAUCAGGCGGCGUCUGUCGGAGCAACUGGCGCAGGCCCCCACCACCUUUAAGCGGGACCCUGAGGACCCGUCAGCUGUGGCCCUGAAGGAGCCGUGGGAGGAGAAGGUCAGGCGGAUCAGAGAGGGCUCUCCGUACGGUCACCUGCCCACCUGGAGGCUCCUGUCUGUGAUCGUUAAAUGUGGAGACGACCUGAGACAGGAGCUGCUCGCCUUCCAGGUGCUGCAGCAGCUCAAGUCGAUCUGGGAGCAGGAGCGCGUCCCGCUCUGGAUCAAGCCCUAUAAGAUCCUGGUUCUGUCGUUUGACAGCGGGAUGAUCGAGCCGGUGGUGAACGCCGUGUCGCUCCACCAGGUGAAGAAGCAGAGUCAGCUGUCUCUGCUCGACUACCUGCUGCAGGAGCACGGCGCCACGACCACCGAGGCCUUCCUCACGGCGCAGAGGAACUUUGUGCAGAGCUGCGCCGGGUACAGCCUCAUCUGCUACCUGCUGCAGGUCAAAGACAGGCACAACGGGAACAUCCUAUUGGACGCUGAGGGUCACAUCAUCCACAUCGACUUCGGCUUCAUCCUGUCCAGCUCGCCAAAAAACCUCGGCUUCGAAACGUCCGCCUUCAAACUGACCUCAGAGUUUGUGGACGUGAUGGGGGGUCCAGACGGCGACAUGUUUAACUACUAUAAGAUGUUGAUGCUUCAGGGUCUGAUUGCGGCGAGGAAGCACAUGGACCGGGUGCUUCAGAUCGUGGAGAUCAUGCAGCAGGGCUCUCAGCUGCCCUGCUUCCACGGCUCGAGCACCAUGCGGGGGCUGAAGGAGCGUUUCCACAUGUCUCUGACUGAGGAGCAGCUGCAGCUGCUGGUCGACCAGCUGGUGGACGGAUCCAUGAGGUCACUGACCACCAAACUGUACGACGGCUUCCAGUACCUCACCAACGGCAUCAUGUGACCCCAGGCCCCGCCCCCCAAGUGUGUGUGUGUGUGUGUGUGUGUGUGUGUGUGUGUGUGUGUGUGUGUGUGUGUGUGUGUGUGUGUGUGUGUGUGUGUGUGUGUGUGUGUGUGUGUGUGUGUGUGUGUGUGUGUGUGUGUGUGUGUGUGUGUGUGUGUGUGUGUGUGUGUGUGUGUGUGUGUGUGUGUGUGUGUGUGUGUGUGUGUGUGUGUGUGUGUGUGUGUGUGUGUGUAGCCUGAACAAAUAGAGACUGUUAACCUGAGACCUCCAGCCUCCUCCUGUUUCUCCUCAUCUUAUUCCUUCUUCUUUCUUUCUUCUUUUAUUCUUCUUCUUUCAUUCUUCUUCUCUGUCGGUUGACUUUGUCGUUUGUUCGUCUUUCCUCUCGGAGAAUCUUCGUUUUCUUAGUUCAGCUCUCUUCUUCCUCGUCUUCUUCUCUUUCCAUAUUUGGGCGUAUGUUCCUGAUUGGCUGCUCAAAUGGACUCUUAGCCAAUCAGAGAGCAGCCCACUUUUAGUUUAAACUGUGAACGUGGAUGAGGUGGGCGUAUUUCCAGGUGUAGAGCAGAUUAAAGGACCAGUGUGUGUUUUUUUACAUGUUUUAACUGUGAACACUUUGUGAUUCAUUAAAGAGUCCAACAAACAUCAAA